Molecule: messenger RNA, 2142 nt
Organism: Tetrahymena thermophila SB210
Lineage: Eukaryota; Ciliophora; Oligohymenophorea; Hymenostomatida; Tetrahymenidae
Product: von willebrand factor type A (vWA) domain was originally protein
Exons: 1
Biological process (GO): intein-mediated protein splicing
Source: RefSeq, a predicted model, not a curated record
AUGGUAUUAAUUGAAAGUAAAUUCUCAAGGAAUAACUUAAAUAGUUAGCGAAACUAAACUGAGAGCUAAAAAAAUAGCUCUUCAGAUUCAGAGAGUGGCAACGAUGGUUAAGCUACAAUUAACUUGUAUGGCUUAGAAAAUUAAGUGAGAAUAUAAAUUUUAUCUCCUAAGGGAAAGUCAAAAGUCUCAAACUCUAUAUGUUGUGUGGUGGACGUCUCUGGAUCAAUGGGAAGCAGAGCAGUCACAAAAUAAAGUGGAGGUAACUCGGAAUUAGGAUAUUCAGUGUUAGAUAUUGUUAAACACUCUCUCAAUACAAUUGUACAAAAUUUGGACGAAGGAGAUGAAUUUUCUAUGGUAACUUUUAGCGAUAAUUCCAAGUUAGUUUGCAAUUAUCAAUAAAUGACUGAAAGUAAUAUUAAAUCUUCUGUAGAUUUAAUAAAUCAAUGCCAGCCAGAUGCAAGUACAAAUAUUUGGGCAGGAAUAGAGUAAGGAUUGGAACAAAUGCAAAAUGAUAGCAAUAAGAAUAAGAACUAGCAAUUAAUUGUGUUAACUGAUGGUUAGCCUAAUGUUAAUCCCCCAAGAGGCAUUCUAACUACACUAAAUAAUUUCUAUAAUAAAAACAUAAUAUCACCAAAACCAAGUAUAAACACUUUUGGAUUCGGAUACUACUUAGACUCUCAUUUGCUCUUUAACAUCGCUUAAGAUUGCCAAGGUAUAUACUCAUUUAUACCAGAUUCUUCUUUUGUAGGAACUAUUUUCACUAAUUCAAUUGCAUCUAUGCAAUCAACAUUUGCUACUAAUGCUGUAUUAGUUUUUAAACCUCUUAAUAAAAAUGCAUAGUUGAAUUUGAGCCAAAUCAAGUCAAACUUUAAAACAUAUCUGAAUAAAGAAGGUGAAUACAUUGUUGAAUUAGGAAACCUCUUUUUUGAUCAAAGUAAAGACAUCAUCUUUUAGUAAGAUCUUCAUUCAGAAUUACUGAGAGACUUUUCUGUUGAAGUUAAAUAUUAUACUAAAGACACUAACAACUUUUAAUUAAGUCACCGUAUGCAUAAGGCUGAAUAGAUUCAUAAUGCUAAUAAACUAGAGUUUGAAUAAGAAGCUUUAAGGUUAGAGGUAGUUAAGACUGUUUAGUAAUGCAAAGAUAGCUCAUAGAAAAGUCAAAAACUAGUAGAAGAUACAAUUAAUUUGCUGAAAGCAUCUUAAUUCAGAGAAGAUGAAUACAUCCAAAAUUUAUGCAAAGAUAUGGAAGAUCAAGUAAAGCAAGCAGUAUCAAGAGAUGAUUACUUUACUAAAUGGGGUUGCCAUUACCUCCCUUCAUUAGCUAUGGCUCACAAUCACAAGAUUUGCACUAAUUUUAAGGACCCAGGAGUUUAAGGAUAUGGCGGAAAUUUAUUCAACAAAUAAAGAGAUUAAAUAGAAAAAAUCGUUAUGUCUAUUGAUCCCCCUAAGCCAUCAUACAGAUCUAGUGGUAAUGUCUAAAUUAAUUCAGCAUUAUAUACAUCAUAUUAUUAUGAUCCUAAUAAUCCUUGCUUUGAAGGAAAUAGUGAAGUGAAGAUGGCUAAUGGAACUAUUAAAAAAGUAAAAGAAAUCAAAAAGGGUGAUGAGGUAUUUUGUCCUAACACAGGAAAAGCAGAGAAAGUCAAAUGUGUGAUAGAAACAGAAGUUAAAGAAAAUUUAACUUAAUUGGUUCGUCUCGGAAAGGGUUUGUUAAUUACACCAUAUCACCCUGUUAGAAUCUAAGGAAAGUGGUUGUUCCCAACAGAUAUUGCUCCCACUAAAAUGGCUUAAUGUUCAUCUGUUUAUAGCUUCCUACUUGAAUCAGGUCAUUCUAUGAUGAUAAAUGAUAUUGAAUGUGUAACAUUUGCCCACGGAUUUUAAGAGGAUAAAGUGAAACAUGAAUACUUUGGAACUAAUAAAGUUUCUAGAGACCUAAUGUGGAUGAAAGGGUAUUUUAAAGGUCAUGUCAAACUGUAAAACUCUCCUUCAAUAAGAGAUCAGGCAACAGGAUUGGUAGUAGGAUUACGCAGCAAUCGUUAAUGGAUAUCAAAAAUCUAAGAUUUGAAAUAUUCAUCUCUUUCAAAUAUCAAAUAAAUGAGUUUGAAUAAACUACUCUAAAUUUCUAAAAAGCUAAUAAAAAUAUGA